UGAAGAAUCCUUGCAGCUGCAGCACCAUAAAGUGUUGUUAAAAACAGUUGAGUUAGCCCCGCAGAGAAGUUAAAGGCUGGUGUAAAUCUGUGCACGUUUGCAGCAGCAUGUCAGAAUAUCCGACAUUCCAGCUUGGCAAGUCUCGUUUCGACCAGAACACAUUUCUUGGUCGGUUCAGGCACUUCCUGGAUGUGAUUGACCCAAGCACGCUCUUAGUGACAGAGAAACGGCUGCAGGAAUGUGUGAAGCUUCUCGACCAAUUCAAACAAGGAAGUCUGCCUCCAGGAGUCACAGAUGCUCAGCUUUGGCAAGCUCAAAAAGUAAAGCAGGCCAUCAUCCACCCUGACACAGGGGAGAAGAUCCUCAUGCCCUUUCGGAUGUCAGGUUUUAUCCCAUUUGGCACACCAGUGGUUGUUGGCCUCCUUCUCCCAAAUCAAACAUUGGUGUCGACCAUUUUUUGGCAGUGGUUAAACCAGAGUCACAAUGCCUGUGUUAACUACUGCAACCGCAACGCCUCAAAGCCUGCCCCAGUUUCCAAAUUUGUCCAGGGAUAUGUCGGAGCGGUGACCAGUGCUGUCUCCAUUGCUGUUGGGUUGAACGUGUUAAUCAAGAAAGCAAGCCGCUUCAGCCCAACUACCAGGCUUUUGGUGCAGAGGUUCAUCCCUUUCCCAGCAGUAGCAAGUGCAAACGUCUGUAAUGUGGUUCUCAUGAGACACUCGGAGCUGUCAGAGGGCAUCAGUGUGCUUGACGACAAUGGGAACGUGUUGGGAACGUCAAAAGUGGCUGCCAGGCAUGCUCUUCUAGAAACAGCUCUGACCAGAGUGGUCCUACCCAUGCCGAUUCUCGUUCUCCCUCCUAUGAUCAUGGCUGCACUGGAAAAGCUCCCUCUGCUGCAGAGACAGCGGAGACUGGUCCUGCCCAUCCACAGCCUGGUCUGCCUUGCUGCCUUUGGUCUGGCUCUGCCCCUCGCCAUCAGUCUGUUUCCACAGAUGUCCCAGAUCAGUGUGACUGAGCUGGAGCCAGAGAUCGCCAUGGCAACUGAUUGUAAGAUUGUGACUUACAAUAAAGGCCUGUGAGUGAUCACAUGAUGCCAGGACCUCGCUGCUCAUCACAGUGCAGACCUCCUGAAGCUGCCAGAGAAAGGAAGUAUGAUGAACGUGACUGUGAACAGCUAGCAUAUGUUUACUGAAAAGAUGAGUUAAUCAUGAUUGUCAUUUCGUUUACUACAUUAAAAUCAUAACGGGGAUGACAUACUUUAUAUUCAUUAUCUAUACGCAAUCACUGUUAUGAAAAGGACACUUUCCAAAGAAGGACCACCAAAUAACUGAGGCACUUAAUGGAUUUAUAGAUGACUUGAAUUGUUCUGUAUCAUAUAUGUGUUAGUGUUACAUUAUUGGCUCUCCUUAUCUCUAAUGUCUUAGGACUGUUUAUUCACACUCAGUUUUCCACUGCAGAUACCGUCUGCUCAUUUAUGAUGGGCUUUUAGCUGAAUGUUAGAAGCCCUUUUUCACCAUGACCUUCUUACAUUUUCUUCAUGAUUUCUAGACCGUAGUCCUGAUAUUUUUCAGGAGCUUGCCUUUCACACGUGGCCUUAAAGUGGGAGCUUGUCUAUCUCUGCAUUUUCACAGCUGAAAACUCUUUGUUGGGGUUGCUGUUGGUUAGCUCAUAAAAGAAGAGAAAGGAUGUCACUACAUGAUAGAGGAUGUUUUUGCAGUAUAAAGACGUUAGUAGACAACUGAGGCAAACCAUCCUGAAGCUCACUUGUCCCUCCUCCCCAGUCCCCUGCUGGCCCACUUUCAUAAUGCUCCAAGCUCAACUGAGCCUGAGCAUGGAUAUGCCAUCCAUAUGGCACAUGGAAUUUACAUGACACGCACUCUCACACAGCCAGCCCAGUGGUGAAAUACAUAGACAAUACAACUGUUAUUUUAUUUACGUUGUGACGUAUUUUAAGUCGUUUUGGUCUGAUAUGGCUCUUGAACACUCAGACAUUGUGUAUAAGCAACCGUACCGAGCCAAAGCACAUCUUUCUUCCAUCCCUGCCAGAGCCAAGGAAGAGUGCCAUGCUGGAAAGUGGUACAAAGGACUUCGAAUAUAUAGAAAAAUGGACUUUAUGGCUCAUAUAUGCUUGGGUACAGUACGGACCACCUAAUGUGAGGGUACCCUUAGCUUUAUGUAAAAGAUGACAUUACCUCACACACAGAUUCUACAUGAAAAUGUGAAGUGUUUCGGUUUAAAUCUGUACCCUGAGGCGAGCAGGCUUUGUUGUAUUCAGACAAAAUGCUCCAUGUGCAAAACAGUGAACAGAGAAAUCAUUAUGACAUACAAGCUCCUGUUGACAGGACUCUUAUGAUGCUAAAUUUUAAACAGACAUCACCACAAAAGUGCAGCUCAUGAUCCAUUAUAGAUUAAACAUCAGAAUCAGAAAUAAUCAAUGCAGCCUCCAUUCGACAUACAAAAAAGACAAUUUAAGAUAUUUUCUUCUACUCUGACAAAACUUGUAUUACUUUCUACAAAUCUGCAUCAUGAUGCUAUUUUAGCCAACCAUAUUCCCCUUGAUUGUUAGUAAAUCAUGUUUACAUUUAUUUUAAUUAAACUGGCAGCUUUUUUUCACAUACAUAAAUACUUCACGGAAAAUGAAGCCUGGCCAGGAAGUCAUUUAACACUCACCACUGACUUAACCGUCAAUACAGAGCAAUUCAUGCCCUAUUACUAGAGGUACAUACCGUCUAUCAGACAUUGAUGGAUAAUAAUAGCUAAUGGGUACCAAGUAUUUCGCCAUACCUGAGAAAGCUGAGCAGAUUCUAUCAUUUUUGGUCACACGUGCAAUCAAUAAGUCAAGGCAAGACAACUUUAUUUAAGUAGCACAUUCAUAUUUGUAUGAUUCAGAGUGCUUCACAGAGUUAAACAAAAACAAUGUCCAAAAAUGUCAGUCAGGAGGCUGAAAUUAUGGUUAUCAUUUCUUGUCUUAACAUUACAAAAACACUAGCAGGAGCUUUGUGCAGCUCAAAAAUAAUCCAUCAUGAUCUUAAUCUUCUUGUUUAGUUGCAUAUGAAUUUGUAUAGCAGGGACCAUUCAUACUGCAAAGGCAUUGCCUAUUACUACUCAGCUUAUCUAUAGAGUAGUGGGCAGUGGGUGGUUGCUGCCAUCCUUUUGUAUUUUCUCUGCUUCCUUGGAAGCUCAUCUAAUGGUAAACAUAGAAAGGAAUGAGAUACUAUGACAUUUUAGCAACUUGUAAAUCUAAGUUCAGUCCACCGGAGCUGUUCUGUGUGGUGUAAAAGAGGCCAGAGUGACCUUGUAUGUGAGAUAGCAUGGUUUUGUGCCUUUAAUUCUCCUCUUUCUCUAGAAAAAAUUGCAAUCAACCAAAGAUUUUUUACAAAACGUGUAAAAAUAAAUGGUGUAGAUGAAGUUGGACAAAUGUAGGAUUGUUUGGAUUGUAUGUAAUUAAACUGUGAAUGCAAUCAAGAUGGUUUAACUCUGAACUUGUUUUAUCUGUGUGAUAUUAAAUUGUUUUGAUUAUUUUGUAAGGAUUCUGUUUAGUAAAGGGUAAAACUACAGGUGUAUACAUGAAAGAAAGAUUGCAGAACAUUGAGGCAUGCCUCUUUAAUCUGGGUAGUCGUCUGUUGCACAAUUUCAGCAAGUGUUAAUGAAACCAUACAUUUCAACCAGUAUGUAAACUAGAGAUGCACCAAUGCUGAAACGUGGUGCUCAUUUCAUCAUGUCUUUUGGUAUCCCUAAUGUAAACUGCUUGGUAGUACCCUUUAUUAUAGAAAGAAUGUUGAAGUGAACUGUGAACUGUCAAGAUCAAUGUGUCUUCUGAAAUCAUGCACUGACUCGAUGUUUUCUGUUUGUUUUAUCACCACAAAAGCUGUUAAUGAAACUCUCAUUCAGGAGGUCAAAACUCUUUCAUACUGUGCUCAUGUUUUGUUUGUUUGAUGCCAGGUAAAUGACUUAACAAGUUCAGCUGUAGAAGAUAAUCCAACAGAUAAUCCAGCAAAGGCUGGAUGACUUCUGUAUUUACACACAAAUUUAAAAACCACUGUCAGGAUAUCUACUGUGAAAUUCUGCUCUGUCUCUGUGUUUGUAUUUGUUCUUGAUUGAUAUAAACCUUCUGUCUUCAA
Cheilinus undulatus (humphead wrasse) is the source of this 4118-nucleotide messenger RNA. RefSeq names its product sideroflexin 5a (gene sfxn5a). Gene Ontology annotation, biological process: citrate transport; mitochondrial transmembrane transport; monoatomic ion transport. The transcript has 14 exons. NCBI's taxonomy places the organism in Eukaryota, Metazoa, Chordata, Actinopteri, Labriformes, Labridae. Gene Ontology annotation, cellular component: mitochondrial inner membrane. The record is from RefSeq and is a predicted model, not a curated record. Bases 108 to 1076 code for a protein of 322 amino acids. Gene Ontology annotation, molecular function: monoatomic ion transmembrane transporter activity; citrate transmembrane transporter activity.